GGUCACAUGUUGUUUCCCCUCCCCAGUCCGGACACCAGCACCAGCACUAGCAGCAGCAGCAGACAUGUGUUAUUUAUCGCUCAGCCGCGGGGGAAGCAAGAGGAGGACUGAAGCGUAACCAAAAAAAAAAAAAAAAAGAAAGAAAGAAAGAAGGAAGGAAAGAGAAAGAAAGAAAGAAAGAAAGAGGAAAACUCGCGUCGCGUGUCCUCCCUUCGUCUUCUUCCUCCCCGUAAGUGUUUGAAGAGUAGAAUGGCGAGUCCGCCGAGCGACGCCGGACCCCAACCACCGGCCGCCGGCGUGAAGAAGUGCGGCUACCUGAGGAAGCACAAACACGGACACAAGCGAUAUUUCGUGCUGAGGGAGCCCGGCGAGGGCUGCCCUGCCCGGCUGGAGUACUACGAGAGUGAGAAGAAAUGGAGGAGCAAGUCUGCCGCCAAGAGGGUCGUCCCGCUGGACUGCUGCCUGAACGUCAACAAGCGAGCGGACGCCAAACACAAAUAUCUCAUCGCGCUGUACACCAAGGACGAGUACUUUGCCGUGGCCGCCGAAAGCGAGGGCGAACAGGAGGGCUGGUACCGGAUGCUGACGGAUUUAAUCGCGGACGGCAGAGUGUUCAACGGGUCGGCGUCCAACUCCGCGUCCUCGCUGGUGGGCUUCGACGAGGCGAGCUACGGCGUGAUCGCGCCGGUCAGCGCCGCCUACAAGGAGGUAUGGCAGGUCAACAUGAAGUCCAAAGGCUUGGGGCAGAGCCGCAAUUUAACCGGCGUCUACAGACUCUGCCUAUCCACUCGGACUAUCAGUUUCAUCAAACUCAACACGGAGGUGGCGUCGGUCAUUUUGCAGCUGAUGAACAUCCGGAGGUGCGGCCACUCUGACAGCUUCUUCUUCAUCGAGGUGGGUCGCUCGGCAGCCACUGGACCCGGCGAGCUUUGGAUGCAAUGCGACGACUCUGUUGUAGCGCAGAACAUCCACGAAACCAUCCUGGAAGCCAUGAAAGCAAUGAAGGAGCUGUCGGAAUUCCGCCCCCGCAGCAAAAGCCAGUCGUCGGGUACCAACCCCAUCUCCGUGCCCACGAGGCGCCACCUGAACCACCUUCCUCCGAGCCAGACCGGUCUGCUCCGGAGGUCGCGCACCGACAGCGUGGCUACGACCUCACCUGUGGGUAAAGUCUCGUCCUGUCGGAUACGCACGGCGAGCGAGGGCGACGGCACCAUGACACGCCCUAUGUCGGUGAAUGGGAGCCCCCUCAGCCCCGGGGUUCACCGCACCCUCCUGAGUAGGUCUCACACCAUCACCGCACGCCCGUGUCGGACGUUCGAAUCCUCCUCCUUGCAGCACAGUAAGUCCAUGUCCAUGCCUCUGUCUCAUUCCCCGCCGAUGGCCGCCCCCAGUCUCGUCAGCCUGUCCUCGUGUCCAGAUAGCGGCGCUCCUCGACCCUCCAGCUGUAGUGCCUCCUUCUCGGGCUCCCCGAGCGACGGCGGUUUCAUAUCGUGCGAAGAGUACGGCACGAGCCCCGCGGACACGCGGGACCUCCGGCUGCCUCUCACGUACGGUACCAACACCCCGGAGUCUCUCCGAGCGGACACUCCCCCUUCCCGGGAUGGCAGCAGGCUGGACGGCUACAUGGUGAUGGAACAACAGAACCAGAACGGCUAUCGGUGGUUACCCGAGUUGGACAAGGCUUAUCGAAAGCGCACGUACUCUCUGACCACCCCCCGCCAGCAGAGGUGUCUCCCGCAAGUGUCUUCGGCCUCCCUCGACGAGUACACUCUCAUGAGGGCCACUUACAACAGUGGAAGCCAGUCUUCUCGCAGGUGUCUCACAGCCUCCCCUAAAGGAACCUAUCCAGACGAGUACAGGGAUGUCCAGGUGGGUUUGAACUGUCUCCAGGGCGACAGUGGUUACAUGCCUAUGAUGCCAGGCGUGGCACCUCACACAUCAGGAGCUAAGAAUGAUCCCUACAUGCCUAUGAGCCCCAUGUGUGUCUCUGCUCCCAAGCAGAUCAUCAAUCCCAGAUCCCACCCUUCCACUGUAGCGGGGCUGGCCCCGCACACGGACUCCCCAGGCAGCGUUUCCCUCGAGGACAACGGCUACAUGCGCAUGUGGUGCGGAAUCAAAAUGUCAAUGGAGAGCAUUGACGGAAAGCUCACCAAUGGAGAGUACCUGAACAUGUCUCCUGUUGACCAUCUGUUGACCUUCACACCCCGAGAACACAUCCUUAGUUCUUCCGGAGGAGAGCAACAACACAGACAGCCUUAUACUUACGGCACGCUGCCACAUUCGCUUAAAAGCCAAUUGCAGCGCAGUGGCUCAAGUGACACAGACCAGUACGUGGUGAUGUGUUUACAGAGACAGCGGAUAGAGGAGGAGUCCAACAACUGUCCUGUCUCCUCGGAAGACUCUGUGACACCGGGCACCCCUUCAUCUGCCCCCACUCCUCCCAGAGGGGCUCGGAGUGACGGAGGGCUGGCGCACAGGAGUCGGGCGUGUCGCCCCACCCGCCUAGCUCUAGAUUCCCUCAGAACCUUACCAUGUAUGAGUGAACACCCGCUGCCCUCUGAGCCACGCAGUCCCGGGGAGUAUAUCAACUUCGACUUCAGCAGCCCUUCCAGUGACACGGUGGCAUCGGCCGAAGGCUCAAAGUGCGCCGAAAAGGGAUCCCCACCACUCUCUGACUAUGUUAAUGUGAACCUCGCCUCGCCUAAAACUGUGGUUUCCCCCGCUGGAGGAAGUUUUGACCAGCAGGAGGAAGGCAAAGGCACAGAGGGGCAGGCAGGGGCGAGAGGGGUGGUGGACGAAUAUCCUCUCCAGCAUCACUUGAUUCAGCCUGCUGCAGUCAAGGACGACUACACUGAGAUGACGUUCGGUCCUCUCAGCACCACCGAUGCUGCCCCUCUCCCCACCAGCCCCACCGCCUGUGUUCAGAGACUGAGUCUUGACAGCAGCCUUGUGUCGGACGGGGUACCAGCGGCGCCAGUGGAUUCUUUUCUCCUUGGGGGACCCUCGCUGAAUGUCCCCCUUGCAGAUCCACAUAGGGGGGCCAAAGUCAUUCGUGCUGACCCUCAAGGACGCCGGCGACACAGCUCCGAGACCUUCUCUUCCACCACCACCGUCACACCUGUGUGCCCAUCCUUUGCCCACGACACCAAGCGCCACAGCUCGGCCUCGGUGGAGAACGUAUCCCACGGCUUGCGGGGCUCGGAGGGACCGGACGAGGACUAUGGCGGCAGCACCCCCAUGUGCAGAGAGACAUCUGCCGGCUAUCAGAAUGGACUCAACUACAUUGCCUUAAACUUGAUGGAGGGUACCCUCGGAGGGUGCCGGUUAGGGGGCUGCGAUGGACUCCUGAGAUUCAAGACCGCUUGUGGAUGCAAGGGUGGUAUGAAUGGCUUCAACUCCAGCCCCUAUGCCAGCCUUGGCUUCAAGGAGACUACUGCCGCCGUUGUGAAAGAAUGAAGGCCACUGGCUCAGAACCAACCGCCGCCGCCCGCAUGUCCUUUGACCCCUGGCGCCACCUCUGCGAGGUCUCCGAGAUGGCAGUCGCCACGGCAACACGGACACCUGACCUUUUGCCCCCGAAUCUUCCCCCGGCACCGAAACGAUUAGGCGCCAUCCAUUGAUGCUGCUGGACUGGAUGACUUAAAAAAAAAAUAAUAAUAAUAACCUUUUGUACCAACUAUUAACUCUUGGUAACUAUUUUAUUUAUCUGCAACAUGACUACAAGUUGCCGUAUCAUGUCAGAUAGAUAUUAUUUUGGUUACCACUAAUAAUACCUUAAACUGGUUGCCUGACCUGAAAAGACACAAACCAAACCUGGAGACCACAUGCACACACACGCAAAAAAAAAAAAAAAAAAAAAAAAAAGGAAUGCGUACAAAAUAUUUAUUUAUUUAACACGGAUAUAUGCGUUUGGUGAAAAGUUUUCCAAAUGUGUGAAUUUCUAGAAAUAAUAACGAUGGCAUUUAGGUACAUAUUUAAAAAAAAUAAAAUAAAAAGUUUGCUUAAAAAACCUACCUCAGCAAAACAAACAAAAACAGGUUGGUUAACACCCCCAUAGUUGCUAUAAAUAUAUAUAAAAUAUUUAUUUUCAGAUUAAAUUUUUUUUUUUUUUUUUUUUUUUUUAAAGAAAGGAAUCACCAAUCCAAAGCCUUACACUGGCCCCUAAUGGGCUGUUUAGUUUGGACCUAGCAACCCUUCACAACCGAACCGAUCCGCAAACAAUGAGCCACUCUGAGAUUUCCACGGUACAUUUACGACAACAUGAUGUAUGAAAGAUUUCUAUAUUUAUUCGCCAGGCGGGGGAGGGGAGGGAUUUUCUACCCUUGCUAUUUUUUGAGGAGCGAUGAUGUUACACUCAAACACCGCAUCGCCACCCAGGUACACCCGUGGUCUGCCUGAGCCAAAGUCUCAGCACCUCCCAAAACUUUGGACCUGUUCUCUUGUGGGCCCCUGCUCACCCACUCGCGCCGCCUGCAGGACGUAAUGACAAAAACGAAUGUUUGAACUUCUUUACACGUCUUAACUAGGGAUGGGCUUAGUGAUAGAAUUUGGUCGAUUGUGAGGAAUUCGUCUCGGAAUGUCUUUUUUUUUUUUUUGGGGUCAAAAUAGUGCGCUACUUGGCUGCAACCAGCAGGGGCACUGUUGAGUUACUCAAGUUAUUUGCAGUUUAAAGAAGUCCAGCAAGAAGUCAAUCACGGCAAACUAAAUCCGAUUAAUAAAUCCUCUAAUUAUUAUUGUUAACUAAUUCAAAAUCAAUUUUGGCUAAAUUACGUUUAAUUCUUGUGACAUUUGCGCCACACUUCAAUAAUUACGUCUUUAUUCUCAGUGUUUUUUUUUUUUUUUCUCCUUUUCAGAGAAGAGUCAUUUAACAAUCAGUUAACUGAUUGUUCGUUUUCUCCACAGUCGAUCAAUGAAAUGUAAUCAAAUGCCCAUCCCUGGUCUUAACUGGACAGCGCACACGUUCGCACGCACGCACGCACACACACACACACACACACACACCUGUUGCCUCAUUGCGGCGCCGAGCCACGUGGUCAAUUUCGUCGCCGCCAUUUAUCGCACUUACAAACUUGUCUAGAUUGUAACAAGACAGGACGCGUUGAAUGUAGUACACGCUGCGUUCCAAGGUUGGGAACGCACAAUCCCCGCGAACAACCACAACAGUGACAACCCAACGAGUUAAAGCUACAACUACUACUACUAGUACUACUAACACGACACACACCAAGACAAGCGUCAUUGCUGUUUUAUCUGGAUUCACUGGUACCUAAAGACUGUAAAUAGUGUGACGUUAUGACAAUAAACAACUUUUAAGUUGAAUAACUGUUUUGACUGUACAUAGUUUGUGUUGGCGUGAUACAACAAAAGCACUAAUUAAGUUAUACGCUAACCAGUUCUGGUUUGGCUUUGAUUUAAAAAAAAAUAAUUUUUUUUUCAAAUAAUUUAAUAUUUGAUGGGAUAGUAUUGUGAAAGACGAUGCCACAAUUUUUUUUAAUGCUGUAACUCUGCCAAUUUUACGAGAAAUUCAUACUUGACCUAAUUCAUUCUUGAUACGUAGGUACAAAUGGCAAUUAUGCAAUAUUUACACUAUUGAAAACGAGUUUACUUACCAAGAUGUACCAAAUGUACAAAUACUGUCUAUGUUUAUGAAACCUUUCAAGGUUUUUUUUUUAUUAUUAUUUUGCAGUUUGUACUCGUUUUUUCUUCAAAUUUGAAAUUUUGCUAAUCGAGCCCAUUUGGUUCAUGUAUCUUUAUUAAAACAUCAAAAGGUUACCGUUGGGGGGGCCCCAGCUUACUUUGCUGUGUGUUUUUUUUUUGUUUUUCCUUCCCCACUGUAAAUACUUCACAACUUGCAUAUUAUUGUGAUGCGACUAAGAGAUGAUAAUUUAAACUUACGUCUUCGCUUUAGAUUGUAUUGAUUCUUUGUAGACACAUGGAAUAAAUAUUAUUAUUUAAGAAAAGA
Molecule: messenger RNA, 5962 nt
Organism: Phyllopteryx taeniolatus (common seadragon)
Lineage: Eukaryota; Metazoa; Chordata; Actinopteri; Syngnathiformes; Syngnathidae
Gene: irs2b
Product: insulin receptor substrate 2b
Exons: 2
Coding region: 250-3456 (1068 amino acids)
Biological process (GO): insulin receptor signaling pathway
Cellular component (GO): cytosol; plasma membrane
Molecular function (GO): insulin receptor binding; phosphatidylinositol 3-kinase binding
Source: RefSeq, a predicted model, not a curated record